Moneuplotes crassus is the source of this 1684-nucleotide messenger RNA. NCBI's taxonomy places the organism in Eukaryota, Ciliophora, Spirotrichea, Euplotida, Euplotidae. The record is from the annotation of a GenBank genome assembly.
AUCCGCCAUAAAACAAAUCAGAAAGAAGAAAACACAGAAGAGGUAAAGCCUUUAUUAGAAGGAUCUGAUGAAGAGUUCAAAAGUUUAUACAGCCAAGAAGAACCUCCAGGAAGGAUCAUUACUCAAGGAACUCGAAGAGACAGAAAGAGAGGGCCAAGAGAAUGCUCUUCUUCCAAUGGGUUCUAUCAUCGAUGUGAUUGAUGCCAGGAUGGAUGACUACAUUCGGGCUAUCAAAUACGCUACCAAGUAUGAUCCUUUAAGUGUUGAGAAAUUACUCCAGAAAGCAGAAAAAUUAAAGAAGCUUAAGAAUGAAGGAAAUCUUGAAGGGGAAGUUGAUAAGCUCACCCUCCUCAAGUACGGAAUAAGCGACCUUACUCCUCAGGAGAUCAGUGAGAAGCUCUUCUGUAAAUCUGAAGGCGAACGAAGGAAGAAGAUCCUCGAGUGGAUCGGAGACAACAAAAAGUCAAUGGAGCUACUCAGAAUCAAGGGUCUAAAUUUUAACCAAAAGGGAACACCUAUUGGAAAGAAAAAUGCUAAAACUGCUGUAGAGGAAUUUAAGCAACUUGAUGAAGAGAGGAAAAUAAUGGUUGAUAUCGCUAAGGAUAAAUGGCAUCCCCUCCCUGUUGUAUCUGAGCAAGAUAUCAUAUUUGAAAAAGACAUCAGAGCCAAAGAAGAACAUAAAGAGAGUUGUGUCAAAAAUGAUGAUGAAACUCUUAUUGUAGUCUCUCUGACUAUUCCACAAGAGUUUAGGAAGAAGAAAGGAGUCACAUUCUUGUUCUCUGUAACACAUAGAGACAAGAAAAUCCAGCAGAUAACCAAGAGAGUCAAGGGCUCUGAGAUGGAAUGCACUUUCAGUAUUGAUUCAGCUAUUGCAAAGCGACCUUCAGCACUCAGAAUUGUGGUGAGAUCUGUACAAAAGAAGUUUUGCUUCAGCAGUAAGAGCUUAUUUGAGGAGAAGUACAGCUUGGCUCAAUUGAAGAACAACCCAAUGAUUAAGAAAGGAUUCAGAAUAUCCAAAGAAAGGUUUGACCUGAGCAUCAAUUUCAAAAAGGAUGAUGAAGAAAUUAGAGAAUCUCUGUAUCAGAACCAAGUUGAUAGCCUAAAAGUUCGAAAAAUUAUAGAUAAACUUGAGCCAUUCAUCAUGGAGGCUGAAGAAAUUAACUAUACUGAGCCUAAAAAGCCAAAAGAAGAAGACUUGAAAGAAUCGGAAACCACCCAAAUUGAAUUGACUACUGAAAAUACCCCAAGAGUAGACAUCCCAAAAGGUAUUGGUCAGGAUGAAAUUAAGGAUCCGGACGUACAAAGAAAUCUUGCUAGUUUGCUCUAUUGCCAAGAGAAGUUGAAACGUUUACAAAAGCUUAGUGAGAAGCUGACAUCAGAUACCUCUCCUGAUGCAAUGCUGCUGAAGACUAAAAUGAUCUUAUUCGAGCAACAAAAGGAAGGGAUAGAGUCUGCUAUUGGAAAUGAGCAGAUCACUUUUGAGCAAUACAUUUCUUAUCUAGAGAAAUCUCUUGCUCAUGAUAAGAUCCUGUAUGAUUACUUCAUAUCAGCUGGGCUAUCCCAGAAGGCACAGACUGUAAAGUUCAGAAUGGAAUGAACUGAAAAGGAGAUGGACCAAGACUACGAUCCUGAUGAAGAUAAUGAAGAAGAAUAAGAACACCUUGUCAGAAAAGAUUCAAAUUUA